UCAUGACGUCGUGUUCUAUUUAACGGCCACAAUCACAGAAUAUUCUAUUCUAAAUGACUCCCCGCAGGGGCUGACAGCUCCCGCCUCUUUGAAAGCACCGGAUAGGAGGUCGAUCCAUCUAGAGCACUGUUCUGAGUGAAGAUAAGAAUGCGUGCAUGGAGAGGCAGGCACCAGCACGAACAGCCACACUUCUAGAAGAUUCUAGCCAGUGCGCAGCGCGGCGGUAGAGGAAUAGGAAGGAACGGGCGAAGGACCCGGGGUCACGAGACCGUUGGGUGGGCGGAGCCAGCGGCCGGGGAGGUUCUAGUCUGUUCUGCCUCUCAGCAGCCGCCCCCUUUACGCGGUCACGCUGAGCUAGCGCCCGGGCUUGGGAUCGGGCCGCAGCCUCCGCCGCCCCCGCCGCCUCCUGCUACCUCCCGCCGCCUCCAGACCAUGGACCCCCGCAAAGUGAGCGAGCUUCGAGCCUUCGUGAAAAUGUGCAAGCAGGACCCAAGCGUUCUGCACACCGAGGAAAUGCGCUUCCUGAGGGAGUGGGUGGAGAGCAUGGGGGGUAAAAUACCACCUGCUACUCAUAAAACUAAAUUGGAAGAAAAUACCAAGGAAGAAAAAACAGAUAGUAAGAAGGCGGAGGAAAACAUAAAGACAGACGAACCAUCAAGUGAGGAGAGUGAUCUAGAAAUUGACAAUGAAGGUGUGAUUGAACCAGACACUGAUGCCCCUCAAGAAAUGGGAGAUGAAAAUGUAGAGAUAACUGAGGAGAUGAUGGAUCAGGCAAAUGAUAAAAAAGUGGCUGCCAUUGAUGCCCUAAAUGAUGGUGAACUACAGAAAGCCAUUGACUUGUUCACAGAUGCCAUCAAGCUAAAUCCUCGUUUGGCCAUUCUGUAUGCCAAGAGAGCGAGUGUCUUCAUCAAAUUGCAGAAGCCAAAUGCUGCCAUCCGAGACUGUGACAGAGCUAUUGAAAUAAAUCCUGAUUCUGCUCAGCCGUACAAGUGGCGAGGGAAAGCACACAGACUUUUGGGCCAUUGGGAAGAAGCUGCCCAUGAUCUUGCCCUUGCCUGUAAGCUGGAUUAUGAUGAAGAUGCUAGUGCAAUGCUGAAAGAAGUUCAACCAAGGGCCCAGAAAAUUGCUGAACAUCGGAGAAAGUAUGAGCGAAAACGUGAAGAGCGAGAGAUCAAAGAAAGAAUAGAAAGGGUCAAGAAGGCUCGGGAAGAACAUGAGAGAGCCCAGAGGGAGGAAGAAGCCAGACGACAAUCAGGAGCUCAGUAUGGCUCUUUUCCAGGUGGCUUUCCUGGCGGAAUGCCUGGUAAUUUUCCUGGAGGAGUGCCUGGAAUGGGAGGGGGCAUGCCUGGAAUGGCAGGAAUGCCUGGGCUCAAUGAAAUUCUUAGUGAUCCAGAGGUUCUUGCAGCCAUGCAGGAUCCAGAAGUUAUGGUGGCCUUCCAGGAUGUGGCUCAGAACCCGGCAAAUAUGUCAAAAUAUCAGAGCAACCCAAAGGUUAUGAAUCUCAUCAGUAAAUUGUCGGCUAAAUUUGGAGGUCAAGCAUAAUGCCCUUCUGACAAAUAAAGUCCCUGCUGAAGGAAAAGCAUCUUCGAUCACCUAAUGGAUGUCGCAAUAAUACAAACCAGUGUACCUCUGACCUUCUCAUGAAGAAAGCUGGGGUGCUUUGAAGAUAAUCCCUACCCCUCUGCUCCAAAUGCAGCUGAAACAUUUUACAGUGGUUUGCCAUUAGGGUAUUCAUUCAGAUAAUGUUUUCUUACUAGAAAUUUAAAACUUUAAACAAUUUUUAAACCUUAAAAAUAUUUAAAACAAAUUAAAAGGGUGUGUUAAUCGCUACAUUUUUCUUUACUAAUCAUUUUGUUUUUUUCCUUUGAAUUAAUUACGCAAGGAAGAUACUUCAGUAUGGAAGAUUUAUUGUUCAAGUUUGAGUGAAAUAAAGAUUUAUUAGUGGGAGGCAAAUGUAACAUUUAAAUAGAUAAAGUUUGAGUUGGAUAUAUGGUCACUGAGGCAUUUUGAUUUGUCUUUUUAAUUGCUUUAUUAUUAUUUUUAAUGAUUUGCUUCCAUGAAACUAUUGGGACCACCAGUAUUGCAGUAGGACCUGGGUAGGGACUGGAAGUACUUGGCAGGGCAGCAGUAAUAUUACUACAUUUUAUAUAAUGUGUACCCCUGUGCAGAUGCAUUUAAAUCUUACACUGUGGUGAAAGGAUGAUUUUUAUACUGCUGCAGUAAAAUUGGAUUACUUAGCUCUGUUCUUGUCUGAUAUCUAAAAUAAAUAUUUCACAUUUCCA
This is a messenger RNA of Physeter macrocephalus (sperm whale), 2282 nucleotides long. RefSeq names its product ST13 Hsp70 interacting protein (gene ST13). The coding region runs from base 433 to 1542 and encodes 369 amino acids. Gene Ontology annotation, molecular function: Hsp70 protein binding; protein dimerization activity. NCBI's taxonomy places the organism in Eukaryota, Metazoa, Chordata, Mammalia, Artiodactyla, Physeteridae. The record is from RefSeq and is a predicted model, not a curated record. The transcript is spliced from 12 exons.